Strigops habroptila (Kakapo) is the source of this 685-nucleotide messenger RNA. Its product is annotated as dnaJ homolog subfamily B member 11-like. NCBI's taxonomy places the organism in Eukaryota, Metazoa, Chordata, Aves, Psittaciformes, Psittacidae. The record is from RefSeq and is a predicted model, not a curated record. Gene Ontology annotation, cellular component: endoplasmic reticulum. Gene Ontology annotation, biological process: protein maturation. Gene Ontology annotation, molecular function: misfolded protein binding.
UGCCUGUCUCCUGCUGCUCUGCCUCUAUGGGAAGGCUGCCACCAUGAGGGACUUCUACAAGAUCCUGGAGGUGGCCUGCAGCACCUCCCUCAAGGACAUCAAGAAGGCCUGUCAGAAACUGGCGCUGCAGCUCCAUCCUGACAAGAACCCUGACAACCCCUGGGCACAGAAGUUCCAGGACACGGCUACCUAUAAGGUGCUGUCAGAUGAGAAGAGGAAGCAGCAUAAUGUGUAUCGUGAGGAGGAAUUGAAGGAUGGGCACCAGAGCUCCCAUGGAGACAUCUUCUCACACUUCUCUGGGGACUUUGGAUUCAUGUUUGGAGGUAACCCUUGCCAACAAGACAGGAACAUUCCCCAAGGAAGAGACAUCACUGUGGUCCUGGAGGCAUUUGAAAAGGUGUAUUCAGAAAACUUUGUAGAAGUUGUCAGGAACAAGCCAGUGGCAAGACAGGCACCUGGCAAAUGGAAAUUAAAUUGCCAGCAGGAGGUGAGCACCACCCAGUUGGGUCCUGGAUGUUUCCAGAUGACUCAUGAACUUGUUUGUGAUGAAUGUCCAAAUGUUAAGCUUGUGAAUGAGGAGCAAACACUGGAAAUGGAGAUAGAGCCAGGUCUGGGGCGUGGUAUGGAGUAUCCCUUCAUUGGUGAAGGAGAACAAAAAACUCACUGGAGAGGAGAGAGGAGAUAA